Messenger RNA from Fragaria vesca subsp. vesca, 1683 nucleotides. Its product is annotated as putative UDP-glucuronate:xylan alpha-glucuronosyltransferase 4-like. Lineage: Eukaryota; Viridiplantae; Streptophyta; Magnoliopsida; Rosales; Rosaceae. Gene Ontology annotation, molecular function: glycosyltransferase activity. The transcript has 2 exons. The record is from RefSeq and is a predicted model, not a curated record. Bases 1 to 1683 code for a protein of 560 amino acids. Gene Ontology annotation, biological process: xylan biosynthetic process.
AUGACCAUCCAAUGUGGUGAUGCUCAGAUGGCUUCGAAGCUCUCCUCUCCUUCUUCUUCAAAACCCUUCUAUCUCUACGCCUUCAUCUUCUCUCUAUUCCUUGUACUCCUCGUUUCAUCUUUCAGACUCAACGUUAUCAACUCCGUCGUCGUUCAACACCAACAGCAGCAAGAACAACAAUUCAAGAACCAAACCGAUAACGCCGUCAACGUCCUCAAGGCCGUCGCCAAGAAAUUGGGUAGGAAAAAGAUGAGGGUCGGUUUGGUGAACGUAGACCACGACCGUAUUCGACUAAUGCAAGGAUCAGAAGAUAUAGACCCGAUUCCGGUGAGUUUCGAUAGAGUUGGAGGUGAUCGGAAGUGGGAGGAUUUUUUCCCAGAAUGGAUAGACGAAGACGAGAGAUGGGAACAUCCAAAGUGCCCGGAAAUCCCCAUGCCUAGGUUUGAGGAUUAUAAUGGCAUCGAUGUUAUACUUGCAAAGGUUCCAUGUGGGACUAGUGGUGAUGAAAAGCAAGGGAUUAGGGAUGUGUUUAGGUUACAAGUGAAUUUGGUGUUGGCGAAUAUGGCGGCGAGGCUAGGGUGGAGGGACCCUGAUUUCGGUGCUCCUCACCGGACGGUGUACGUUGUGUUCAUCGGAUCGUGUGAUCCCAUGGUGGAGAUUUUCAGAUGUGAUGACCUAGUGAUGCGUCAAGGGGAUUCUAGGGUUUAUAAGCCUGAGCUUGGGAGGCUGAAGCAGAAGGUGCUUAUGCCUUUUGGGACAUGCCAACUUGCCUCUGGUUAUGCACGAGCAGGUAAAGAAGCUUGGAGACCAGAGAAUUUCGAAUACCGGAGAUACGCCUAUGUAACAAUCUUACACUCCUCAGAAGCCUACGUUUGUGGUGCAAUAGCUUUGGCUCAAAGCAUCAGAAGAACCAACUCCACCAAAGACCUAAUCCUCCUCGCAGACAAUUCCAUCACUCCCACAUCCAUCGCCGGCCUACAAGCCGCCGGAUGGGAUGUCAGGCAAAUCCAACGAAUCCGAAGCGUAUUUUCCCUAAAGGGUUCAUACAAUGAGUGGAACUACAGCAAACUACGUGUAUGGCAACUAACUGAGUACUCCAAAGUCAUUUUCAUCGAUGCAGAUCUUCUAGUCCUAGAGAACAUAGACAUUUUCUUCACAUACCCACAAUUAUCUGCUGGGUUGAACCACCAGCACUUCUUCAACUCCGGCUUGAUGAUUGUAGAGCCAUCUCAAUGCAUGUUCGAAUACCUAAUGCGAAAAAGCUUCAAAAUCAAGCCUUACAAUGGUGGUGAUCAGGGUUUCCUAAAUGAAAUCUUUACCUGGUGGCAUAGGCUCCCUUGGUGGCUAAAUGCACUGAAAACUUUCGAGGGAAAGAGUAUCGAAAAACAUGUGAUGGCUCAGGAUCUUUACGCAGUGCAUUAUUUAGGGUUGAAGCCAUGGAUGUGUUACAGGGAUUAUGACUGUAAUUGGGAUGUAGAGAGUCGUCGAGUGUUCGCGUGUGACUCAGCUCACCGGAGAUGGUGGCAAGUCUAUGAUGCCAUGCCGCAGGAGCUGCAACCUUUUUGUGGUUUGACAGAAAAGAUGGAUAAGAGUUUGAAGACAUGGAGAGCUAGAGCAGCUAAUGCUAGUUAUGUUGAUGGUCAUUGGAAAAUUGAGAUUAAAGACCCUCGACAGCACCAUUAG